CCUGAGGAUCUGAUUAUUAUUCCAGCCCGCCUGCCUCAUAAAUAAAACUGAUACCUUUAUUCUUUGGAAACAACAGCUACAAAAAAGUCCAAAGAGGCAGCCAGAGAAGGAGAGGACAAUAUGGCUUUCAAAAUAAGGAUCAGUGAAAACCUGUUUCUGCAAGUAUUGAUGUAAUCUGCAGUUGGUUUGGAAUUGUGUGUCUUCAAACAGGGAGGCCAGGAACAAGAACCUGGUGAAAUAUCUUUGUUAUCAAAACAGAACACCUAGGGGAAGAGCUGUCAGUAGCAGUGGCAGUGGAAGAAGUCAGGGGUGUUGUUGUAUUUGCUAUGGAAAAGCUUCUCAAUAUAUACUUUAAAGAAACAACAAACGACAACAAAUCCUUCACAAUAAAAAAGAGAAACUGUUCAGGAAUGGAUUGGACACAUGGGCCUUCCCAGAGCAGGGAGAAAUCUCUGUCCUGUGUUUGUGGGGGAGAAAUUGCUCUCAGUGGGAUUUCUCCUGUGUUGAGAGAGAUUAGGGUUGUUAAAAGCUUGGAAUAAUGGAGAGUGUGGCUGUUAUAAUCCCAAUUUAUAUUCAGAACGCUUUUAAUGAAAUACCUGAUGUUUGCCAAAAACGUGCUCUCAGGUAAACAGCAUUACAAUACAUUCCUGUAUUGUAUGCUGUUUGUUUUUUUUAAUAUACCCAUUGUUUGAAAAUGUGAUACGAGAUACAGCUUUGAACAGCUGUGCUUGGGAAAAGCAUGAACUGCCUUGUGCAAAAGUGGCCUGUAAAUAGGGUUGAUUUAGAAAUUUCCAGUAAGGCCAAAGAACGCUAAAAAUUAUUAUUUGCCCAAAUAGAGGUGGUUGUUUGGGGAAACCGGUUCCUUUAACUGAAAUAUCACUUGGGCCAGAUGUUGAGGGCAUUGAAUGUGAGAGUUAUGGCACAAGUCAUGUGCUGAGGAUGCCAAAGUGCAGUGCAAGUAGUUGGAUUAUAUUAAAGUUCUGUUGAUAAUGCUGAUUUAAGAAUGUGCUUUUAUAUUUUAUUUGUGAUACAGUAACAUGUUUAGGGGUAGGUAAAUACUGGCUAAUCAAGAAUUUCCUUUCUGUGUUAACUAGUUAAUCAUGAUGUAAAAAAAUCUUGCUUAUUCAGUAUCAUAGAAUCAUAGAAAGAGUCGUAGAAUCACAGGCAUUGGAAGGGACCUCUGAAGAUCAAGUCCAAUCCCCCUGCUGCAGCAGGAGUGCCUGAUCAGUAAGCAGUAAAAUCUUUUCUCAUUGCAUUUGGUGUGUGCAGGUAAACUUCCUCUGUUUCAGGUGAUUAGCACAGGAUCAGCACAACAUGGCAGCUGGAGUUUGAAUACAAGAUACUGACACAUCUUUGGGCCCUGCAAUGACAAGUCAGAACAGUAGCCAUGCAGAGAAAACUGGUGAGAUGUCCUCAAAGCAGUCAGCACCAAAAGUGCAGGUCCAACGAUCUGUCUCCCGAGAAACCAUCACUAUUCAUUUCUCUGCAUUUGGGAAGGAGGAAGAAGAGGAGGAAGAGGAGUUUAAGGAAUUUCUUGGUGAGGAACUAGAUGACCAAAGCAUUGUAACAGCACUUGAAGCCAAGGAAGACCUCUGCUUUGAGCUCACCGGCCAUGAUUUUUCUGGUCCAGCUACCUCGCUCAACAUGGCCAGCUCUGCAUCACUGCUGUCCUCAUCACCCGCGGUUCCGCCAGCUGCAGAGACUGUGACGCUGUUGGAUUCUCCUUGCACAUCCCACGUGCUCAGUGCAGUGCCACUAGUCCUGUCUCCAUCGUCACACUCGUGUCAUGGCUUAUCAGGUGCACCACCACCUGUAGAACAGAAAUCCAGCCUCUUGUCUUCCCCAUCCUCAUCCCCUUCCAGAUCAGUCAUCUGCUCUAGUGGAUCACCUGCAGUUUCUAGUUCAAAGCCUUUUAAGGGUUUAGUCAAGUCCCUUUCAACAGACGUGGAACCGAAAGAACCCACCCCACCGAUGCGACAUAGGCAGUUAAUGAAAACCUUAGUGAAAUCUCUGUCUACAGACACUUCUAAACAAGAACCUGAAGCUGUGUCUUAUAGGCCACCCGACUCGAAGCUGAACUUGCAUCUGUUCAAACAGUUCACUCAACCUCGAGCUACAGGUGGUGACUCUAAAACUGCCCCCUCAUCUCCAUUAACAUCUCCCUCUGACACUCGUUCCUUUUUUAAAGUACCUGAGAUGGAGGCUAAGAUUGAAGAUACUAAGAGGCGCCUUUCUGAAGUCAUCUAUGAGCCUUUUCAGCUCCUCAGUAAAAUAAUGGGCGAUGAAAGUAGUAGCCACAGGCCCAAAGCCUUAUCUUCAAGUGCUUCAGAGCUCUCAAACCUUUCCAGUUUGAAUGGCCAUUUGGAAAGCAAUAACAACUACAGCAUUAAGGAAGAAGAAUGUGAUUCUGAAGGGGACUUCUAUGAAAAUGGCUCUAACCUGGAUAAGAACAAUCAGUCAAAAGUGGCUGAAGAACAUGCUAAAGAGAAGGAAAACAAAAGCUCUCAGUCUGCAAGCACAAAGGACACGAGUUCAAAAGCUUCACUCGUACUUGAAAAAUGUUCAUUGUCUGCACUAGCAAGCAGAGAGGAUGAGGAGUUUUGUGAACUGUAUUCUGAAGACUUUUCCUUCCUAGAGGAUGAAAGCAAGGCCGAUAAACCUUCUGAAACUUUGUUCGAUUCUGAGAUGACUGAGGAAAAUGGUACUAUGCUCAGUAGUGAAAAUGGAGAUAAUCUGUAUCUGCAGCAGCCUAAAAUACCAGUGAAAACUUUAUACUCCUUAACACUGUUAGUCUAUGCUUAUUUUAUUAUCCCUCUCCCUGGGUACUUAAGUGGACUCUUACUUGGAAUGGCCCUUGGAUUUAUGAUAGCUGUCUGUGUGAUUUGGCUUCUUACUCCACGUACUCAUGAAUAUCUCAAAUUACAUAAAAGUAUGAAAAAGCGAUGGAAGACAGAAGCUCUGGACAUCAAAGAACCUGAAAUACUGAAGGGAUGGAUGAAUGAAAUUUAUAAUUAUGAUCCAGAAACAUACCAUGCCACGUUGACUCACUCUGUCUAUGUGCGACUUGAAGGAAGCACCUUGCGGCUUUCAAAACCCAACAAGAAUAUUUCCAGAAGGGCUCUGUACAAUGAGCCAAAGCCUGAAGUCACAUAUGUCAGCCAGAAGAUUUAUGAACUUACAGAAAGCAAGAUUUCCCUGGUUCCUAAGAGUCUGGCACGAAAACGCAUUUGGAAUAAGAAGUACCCAAUUUGCAUUGAACUUGCUAGACAGGAGGACUUUAUGGCUAAGGCCCAGACUGAUAAAGAGAAUACAGAGGAAAAGUUACCUGCUGAAAGCAUGGACUUGAACGAUGAAGAAUCCAAGAAACCUCAGGAUGGUGCAAAGCACACUAGCCAAAAGGAUCAAGUGCUUUAUCUCUUUGGAAGGACAGGUAGAGAGAAGGAGGAAUGGUUCAGAAGGUUCCUUCUUGCAUCUAAGCUGAAAUCUGAAGCAAAGAAGCCAUCCAGUUUAUGUGGUAGCAAGCCAGGGAUCUUGCCAGCACACAGCAGAGCUGAUGCUCAGUCUGGAGUUCUCACACACAGCCGAAGCAGCAGCAAGGGGAGUGCAGAAGAAAUUGCAUCCCAGCCAAAGCACAAGGAUCUGGCUGGCAACGUGCGGCAGAAAAUGCUUCUGGACUACAAUGUUUAUAUGGCAAAGUGUGUUCCUCCUGAAAAGAGAAGCCCUUCAGGUAGUCCAGUCCUCAGUGCAGACAGCAGCCCUACAGCUGUGAAAAAGUUACCAGACACCCAUGUAGAAGCUGAGGAAGAGGAGCAGGAGGCCUGGGUGAAUGCUUUGCUUGGAAGAAUAUUUUGGGAUUUUUUAGGAGAGAAGUAUUGGUCUGAUCUAGUGUCAAAGAAGAUCCAAAUGAAACUUAGCAAAAUAAAGCUGCCAUACUUCAUGAAUGAGCUGACUCUAACUGAGCUUGACAUGGGGAUAGCAGUGCCGAAGAUCCUGCAAGCCUUCAAACCUUCUGUUGAUCACAGAGGGCUUUGGGUUGAUUUGGAAAUGUCCUAUAAUGGAUCUUUUCUGAUGACCCUAGAGACCAAGAUGAACUUGACCAAACUUGGUAAAGAACCACUUGGGGAAGCGCUGAAAGUUGGAGAGAUUGGCAAAGAAGGUUUCAGGCCAAGGGCGUAUUGUCUUGCAGACAGCGAUGAGGAAUCCUCCAGCGCUGGGUCUUCAGAGGAGGAUGAUCCUCCUGAAUUGGCAGGAGAGAAGCAGGUGCCUCCAGGAGCAGAAGGGUAUGUUGGAGGACAUCGGACAAGUAAGAUCAUGAGACUUGUGGAUAAAAUUACUAAGUCAAAAUACUUUCAGAAAGCAACAGAAACUGAGUUUAUUAAGAAGAAGAUUGAAGAAGUCUCUAAUACUCCAUUGCUGCUGACAGUUGAAGUACAGGAGUGCAGAGGAACUUUAGUAAUUAACAUUCCACCUCCACCUACUGACAGAAUAUGGUAUGGCUUUCAAAGCCCUCCCUACCUGGAGCUAAAAGCUCGGCCAAAACUUGGUGAGAGAGAAGUGACUCUGGUUCAUGUGACUGACUGGAUAGAGAGGAAACUAGAACAAGAGUUUCAGAAAAUCUUUGUCAUGCCAAACAUGGAUGAUGUUUAUAUUCCUUUAAUGCACUCAGCCAUGGAUCCCCGCUCCUCUACGUGCCCUCCUAGAGAUCUGAUCACGGAGGCCUCUGAUCAACCAUGACAUGUGAAGACUCUUGCAGUUUACAGUAUUAUAAAAGUGAUUCUCAUGGUUUUAUAAACUGUGCUGUAGUUCUUAUCCUUAACUCGUGCCACUUCCCCCCACCAAGGACUGCCUAUAACCAUACCUUUGUGCUCACUUGCCUGGUUACUGUUCCUGUGUCCUUCAGCUCCAUGAAGUUUUAUUCCAUUAAGCUGUUGAUUUAUUUCUGUACUGGCUGCCAGCAGGAGUUUAACGUGGAGGCUGAGACGACCUGUUCUUUGGGGGAGGGAGGAGAAACCUAACUGUAGUAGAACAAGGACGCACCUUUUGUUCAGCCUGUUUUCAUGCUAUGUUAAUGUGUGUUAAAGCAUUGAAAGGUUGUUUGGCAGCAAAGGAACUGCGUGCCAAAUGGAAAAAAAAUCCUAAAUAAGGAAGGAAUUUAUAAAACUGGAAGAAUAUUUUUCUUUCUCAGGCAGUUGGAGGUGUAGAAUGAACUGUUUUAUGUUCUUUCACUUCUGCAGUCAAUAGCUUGUGUCAAGCAAUUGAAAUAUGAAAUGCUUUCAGGAUAAAAGAAUGUAAAUGGGGUGUAUAGGUCAUGUUGUGAUUCAGUGUGGUAUAUUCAUAUUACUUUUUUCAUACAGAACUUGUGCUUUUUUUUUUUGGGGGGGGGGGAAGCAAGUAGCCAUAAAACACACUAGUAAUCAGUGAAGGUAGGACUGUCUGAUUUUUAUACAUGAGGAGAAAAAAAGUUGGUAAAGCCAUGAGACCAAACCAUAGCAAGCCGCCUUAUAGUGAGGAACAAUCACCUUGGGUCAUUAAUUCUGAAUGUUUAUACAGACAUGAGCACACACACAAUGUCAAUACUGCACAUCACCAGAAGUACUUACCCUACCGUGUGUAGAGCCUCUUGCUACUACCAUGAAACACACCAAGAGUUUUUCUGAUAGGAGUUUGUUGCUGUGAGUCUUUUCCAUUUCACUGUGUUUACACACAAAGCAUGGGACCAAAUUCUUGCAUUGCAGCCUGUAACUCCAGACAUCAAACAGCUUGAUGUUGGUAAGGACAGCUGUGACUGAAAGACUUUGAUCCUCAUGCAUUGGGUUUUUUUGGACUUUGUGGAAUAGGAAUUCAAACCUUGCAGUUAUUCAAGCUGAUUGCGAUGUAAUUUAAGACUGUUUCUGCUAAUUAAUGGCCAAAACUGAGGGGGAGGGGAACUGCCUUUUAUUUCUAUCUGGUAUGAUUAAAGAUUAAAGGUAUGCAGUAAAUUCCGUGUUUGAACACUACAUAUCCACUGUUUAACACAUGUAAUAUUCUUCUGAUACUCAGUGUUGCCAACUGUUCAUGGAUGUCAGAAAACGUUUCAGUUUACACAGAAGGUGAGUUUUGGCUCUCCUUUUAUAACAUGAUUUCCUUUUUUUUUUUUUUAGAAUUUUUAAAAAACUUUUUUGUAUGUUGUGUUGUCACAUUUGAUGUAAAUCAAUUUCCAUGUGUAACUUGAUGAUUUACCAUCUCUAAAUGAAGCUAUUAUAUUGAAGGUUUUUUAAACAGCACCUUGCCUGAAACAAAAGAAAACUACAUUUAAUAUAUUUAAAAUUAAUUCUAUAUUUGAACACCUAUUUUGGUUACCUUUAAUUGAAAUAUUAGUAGGUUGUAUUUGUUACCUGAACUCCUCCUCAACCAUUCCAGGCUGUGUAUAUUCUGGGGUUUGCUGAUUGUGUAGGCAUUAAUUGCCUUUCAUGAAGUCUGCAUGUCUUGUGCGCAGGUCUUUUGUAUGAUUUAAUUUCUAUGUGCAAUAACUAAAAGUCAGAAGACUAGAUGCACUAAUGUGUAAACAGAUUUAGACUUAUUACACAAGAUUGUCAUAUUGCACUUCAUCAACUGUGGGUAACUACAGCCUGCUUGCUUUGUUUUAUUAAAUAAAUUUAUCCCAUCUCAACUA
Apus apus (common swift) is the source of this 6652-nucleotide messenger RNA. RefSeq names its product testis expressed 2 (gene TEX2). The transcript has 12 exons. The coding region runs from base 1366 to 4734 and encodes 1122 amino acids. Gene Ontology annotation, molecular function: lipid binding. Gene Ontology annotation, cellular component: endoplasmic reticulum. Lineage: Eukaryota; Metazoa; Chordata; Aves; Apodiformes; Apodidae. The record is from RefSeq and is a predicted model, not a curated record.